Molecule: messenger RNA, 3347 nt
Organism: Schistosoma guineensis
Lineage: Eukaryota; Metazoa; Platyhelminthes; Trematoda; Strigeidida; Schistosomatidae
Source: the annotation of a GenBank genome assembly
GUGACACUUUUGAUUUUUACUCUACAUGUGUUGGUAUCUCUAUGUGGUCUAGAUACUUUUACCACUUUGCGGAAUGGUGUCGUCAUUGAAUUAUAAUUUAUAGUAUACUAUUUAUUUACGACCUUUAUCAUAGGAUAUCUAUUUCAAAGUAUGAGUAUUGAGAUCAUUAGUGAUACGUACUUAGUUUUAGCCAUCUAAAAUAGACAGCUUAGAUGUCAAAAAACAGAGCUGAUGUCAGUGAAUAGUAGUGAGUGUGAGUUCGGAUUAUAAUCUUAAGAGUCGACCCAUAUGAUCAGAGCCUAAAUAAUGUAAUUGUUACAUAACAAUAAAACUUCGGGAAAAACCCAGUUCUCUCUAAAUUUUGAAAAAAAUUGGGGUUUUAAAAAUUUUCUAUAGUGGCUUCCCCAAAAUGGGGCAAAUUUCCCCCGAAAUUGGGAGAUUGGGAUUUAACAAUUACAUGUGUAGCAAUUAUAUUACUUAGGCGCUUCAGUAAUCAGAAACAGUACGUAUGAAAUAAACAGUAUCACUUAGUAAAGGAAGAAGCAAUUAGAUACAAUGUCCAGACAACUUCAAGUCAGUUAACCACAAUAAGCUAUUUAUUUUAGUAGGCACAACCUGAACGCUAAUUAACGAUUAGUUGCAUUAAGAUAGACGAUUAAAUUAUUGAUCUCAUUAUCAUCAAUGAUAAAGCGCUUAAUAUAGACCCAAGUAGUCAUUUCGUUUAAAGUGCAUGAUAAUAAACAUACAUUAAUGUGUCGUUGGUACUGGUAUAGUGAACGAUUGCAACACGAAUAAUCGAAUUAGUUCGACAAUCAGGUGGUACAUCUAAUAAACAGGUCUCUCAUAAUGUACGUCCGAGAAUAAGUCUGAAGAAACAUGGACAAACGAUAAGAAGUCGAGGGACUUUCUACGCCUUGUGUUCUGGAGACAAGAUUUUUGCUUGCAAAUAAACAACACAAUAGAUUAAAACGUGACAUAAGGUAACUUAUUCCUCGUAAUCUUAGGCUGAAGGUUACUUCUAAUUGGUUGAUGGAUAAGUAUAGUUGAGCGAUUGUCGCUUGUUUUAGGUUCAUCAAGCUAAAGACCUGUACUCACCUAACUGAGAAUCUAAUUUAUGGAAAUUCCUAGGCAUUUAUUUGAGUUGCACCUUCCCAUCGUUGUUAGACUUAAUCGCCCCGGUUGAAUAUAAUUAUCGGUUUUGAACGUGAUCGUAUACAGUCCAUCGUAGUUCUUCUUCGUCCUAUAACUUUCAGCCUGUCCGCCAGCUAAAAUUUAUCGACAACACAACCUGGUUUUCUAUAACGUAACGCAUUUGAAAUCUUGUUUGUAUCUUUCACGAUCUCCAAAAUACCCUGAGUUUACUCUUAUACUGCACUAAUUGUUGCCGAUUGUUCUAUUAUUUCUAAGUUUAAACAUUUUGCUAAGUCUUUGGUAUAAUUUUUCUCUUGUUCCCACUCUACUUGAUCUUUCACAACCUUGGGACAUCAUACCUUCAGGUUAAAUGGAAACAUUAUUUUUAUCACUAGGGGCUAUUUGAUUUAUGUUCGCUGUUAAUUUACCACGUUUAAAACAUCACUUUCCUCAGCUUAGCUUAUUAAAUUGUUCCGAGUUCACGCUUUUCUGCUACUCUAGUGACUGUGAAUGUACAGUACGUACUUCCGAAUCACAUCAUUUUUCCACAUUUUUGUACAUACGCUUUCGUUCACUCGAUACAACUUAUCUACCGACUAGACCCAAACUUACCAACGGUUAAAUAUCACACCAUCUCUAUCCACCUAGAUCCAAUCGUUCUUAUUUGGUUUAUUGGGUGCUUACGUUAUACAUAAUGGUGAAGUACGAUGUUCUUCAUACUUUCGGUGAAUGGAUGCGUCUGGGGAAACUUUCAGAGAGCACAAACCAUCUUCAGAUAAACUUACAAACUCCUGGAUGUCUAUUGUACACAAGAUAUGGUAGUGUUCCUUUCCUUCCUCCAGACGUUUAUGAGAAAAUAGAGCUAUUACCAGAGUUUUCUUUCGCUUCCAUGGGUUACGUGUAUGUUUAUGAAUGACUUCUGAGUUUAUUUAUAGAGCGGAACGCAGGUUUUCUCUAACGAAGUUCGGUGGUGGUAUUGUCAAAUUUGCUGGUUUAGGGAAACGUGGUGCGUUCCUAUUCCAGUCAGAUCCAACCCACUUGGCGACUGUAGCGGCCGUUAGUAAAUCGUCGGUCCCAGUUUGGACAACUGGUGGGCGGUUGCAAUUGUCGAUUGCGGAAUAUUUUACGUGCAGUAGGAUUGCGUCACCGACAGCAUUCCAAGCGCCAACUGACAACGAAACUUUCCUGUUAGAUGUGAAUCCAACAUUAAAGCGAAUUACGAAUUCCGUCGUCCGCACUUCAGGGUACUUGAAGAAAUUAGCUUCAGAAUGUACAUCUCAUGAGGAGUUCGCUAAAAGGUCGGUACUUGUAUCCAUCGCCGGUGGUUAUAAUCUACAGCUUCGUCUUCAGUCAGUCGCUGAAACAGAUUUCUCACUUUGUUCAGGUGUAGUAAUUGAUGGUGUACUUCGAGAUUUGCCUGUAUCUUCAGUUGAAGUCAAAAACUAUAGCGAUGAAAACAAAGGUUUACACGAAUUCCUAACCACUACUUUGCCCAAAGUAUUCGCUCACAUUCCACCUCAUCUCCCACGUUUUAUUACUCAAAUAUGGCAACCAUGUGAUAUUGCCCUGGCAGCUCGUUCAGGAUGUGACAUAUUUGAUGGUAGUUUGCCAUACCGACUCAGUCGCAGUGGGAUUGGUUGGAUUUACGAAGACUGGAAUGAAAAUAACCUCUCUAGCAUGGUUUCGGAUCCAAAAUUCUUAGAGUUUCCCUUUGAAGAGUCCUAUAAUUUGGAUGCAGAGGAGUGGCACUUACCGAUUCAACCUGGAUGUAAUUGUUUCACAUGUUUACACCACACACGGAUAUACAUAUCUCAUUUGCAUAUUGCCCAAGAAAUGUUGGCUCCUAUGUUACUAAUGAUUCACAAUUCCCACCAAUAUUAUCGUUUUUUCUCUGAUCUCCGUCGAUCUAUAUCACUGAACAAAAUUGACUCAUUUAUUACUCAUGCCUUUAAUUGGCGUUUUCCUAUUCACAUUCUAACUGUUGAUAAAACAAAUGAGUUCAAAGGUGCAGUAAAUACAGAUUAUGAUGAUGUAUAAAUCUAUGUUAUUUUUACUAUUACAUACUCUCCUCACUUCAAUAACAUACCCUUAAGUUUCGUUUCAAAUUAUACAGAGCAGUAUUGAUUGAAUAUGGUGUAUUUGUUCUAUACACCUGCAUGUAGGAACUAAAUUUAGUUUAUUAGUACUAUGUUUUGUUCUAUGGCCUAAUAUUCUAG